This is a messenger RNA of Formica exsecta, 3651 nucleotides long. RefSeq names its product nuclear distribution protein nudE-like 1-B (gene nudE). The record is from RefSeq and is a predicted model, not a curated record. Lineage: Eukaryota; Metazoa; Arthropoda; Insecta; Hymenoptera; Formicidae. The transcript has 9 exons. The coding region runs from base 513 to 1463 and encodes 316 amino acids. Gene Ontology annotation, biological process: cell migration; vesicle transport along microtubule; mitotic centrosome separation. Gene Ontology annotation, cellular component: centrosome; kinesin complex; kinetochore. Gene Ontology annotation, molecular function: microtubule binding.
UAAAAUAUUUCGUAACGUCAAAUAGAGUAGCGCUCUUUCAAAGAGUUGCGCGUUUGAUUGUAAAACGUGUAAUCUACAUACGUAUUGACGCGGUGCUACAUUACUACAUAUAUAUUUAUUAUUACACAUUAUACGUCUAUAUUCUCGGCGCAUCUUGAGAUUUGAGAUCAGUCUCGGAACUCGCUCGGAUUACGACGUGGCGAGCACCAUUUUGCUUUUACUCAACUCUUUUUAACCUGCCUGCCAUUUUGCGCGAUCUUUGAGCCUGUCAGUGACUGAGUAUUUGACAGCGGUGCCCGCGGUCAUAUGUGAAUUCAUCGUUGUCGCGAUUGAUCGCGAUCGACGUGUGACGUGUGGCUUGUUGGACGAAACUGCGGCCCCGGAUGCGCGUGGUCGAAAUACGAAAUAGAAUGUUAGUGUGAGCGAUUGUAUCUGUAUCAUUUUGGAACAGUCAAAGAUCGGAAGACAGCAGACAUUAUAUACAAGUGUUGUGAACAUCCUCAAGAACAACGAUGGAUAUAGAUACGCCGGAAUUCUUGUCAAAGGACGAUGAGAUUCAAUAUUGGAUGGACCUAGCUCAUCAAAUGCAUCAAAGAAAGUAUGAUGUUGAACGUGAACUGGAAGAAUUUCAAGAGAAUUCACAAAUGUUGGAGAAAGAAUUAGAAACCUCCUUGGAACAAGCAGAAAAAACGAAUAGGGAAUUGAGACAGAGAAAUGCAAGACUUGCUACAGAAGUCGAACAGUUGAGAAUGCGAUUAGAUCAGCAGUCUACAGAUUGCGCCAUGUUCCAAGGAAAAGCACAAGAUUUGCAGCAACAGCACGAGCAUCUUCUAAAGUAUAUCAGAGAACUUGAACAAAAAAAUGACGACUUGGAAAGAGCACACAGGAUAAAUAGGGUCACGGAAGAGGAAAUAGAAGCUAAGUUUAAUUUAGCUAUAGAAAAGAAUGCCUUACUUGAAUCAGAACUCGAUGAAAAAGAAAGCCUAAAAGUUAUAGUGCAAAGACUGAUGGACGAAGUUAGAGAUUUGAAGCAGGAGAUACAAGUACACGAAAGGCAUCAUACUGAUAAUAAUAAGACCGCUGAGAGAGUUCGUAAUAGCAUCGUCGACAGUAACAAGCUACAGGCCGAAUUGGAAUCAAAUUCACCCGCUAGCCAGAUAGUUUCACAAACCAUACCUUCGAAUAAUACAACGACUUCGCCGAUAAAACUUGGACAUGGGAUGGUAGGGGGUGUUAUUGGAAACAACAAUAAUAAUAAUAAUAAUAGCCAACCAUUGCCACCCUGUACCAGAAUACUGGCAAUGAAUAUGAUUGGUGAUCUCAUGCGAAAAGUCGGGGCGUUGGAAAACAAGCUGAACACAAGCAGAAACGCGCUUCGGGAAGAUCAAGUUCGUGAUCUCUACAGAGCUAGACGGCAAGUCAGAAGCCCAGCCUCAGGAAACAACAACCACAUUCGAUUGUAAGCGCAGGAUAAUGUCGCAGCGCAAUCAUAUAUCCGCACAUCAUCACAUUGUACAAUCCCGAGAUAUAAUGUUAGUAACGAAAAUUUAUUUAAUGGCUUUAAGUCUUAUUAUUAAGUUAUUCUGAAAAUUCAAUUAUUUGCAAAAUUAGAAAGCAUUCUAUCAUGCCAAGAAUAAAAAGUCAUUCAUAGUUUUCACGGGCAUAAAAUAAAAUUUUUCUUAUGAUAACUUGUUUGUUAAAAAACAUUGUGUAGAAUAAUCAUAAAUUGGCAAAGUUGAUGAAUUACUAUACUCUUUUCCAAUUAUAUAUAUAUAUCAAAUGACAUUAAUUUGCUGUAAUUAUUACAAGCGAUAUUUUUCAGUGAUGCCGAUAAAUGCUGCUAACGGAAUAUCACAGUAUUUCUACUUUUUAUACCGUUCGCAAUGUAACUCUUCAAGUAUUUUCGUUUGCGUUUUUGUUACGAUAAAUAAAUGAUUUAUUUUCUUAUAAAAACUUACAUGUGUAAGUAUGUCGCUAUGAUAACAAAAUAUAUCGGUAUCCCCCGAUGUGAUUUGAAUCGACUUCUCUAUCAUGUUAACUCUUUCAAGCCUAUUAUGCUACAUUAAUAUAAUAUAUAUACAUAUAUUAAUAUGAUUGCCACAUGUGCAAUAUAUAACUAUAUAGUAUGUAGUAAAUGAUAACUAAUUUUCAUGUAAAUAACAAAAAAUAAUACAAGAUAUAUAUAUAUUGUUAUUUAUUAUUUAUAUAUUUAUAUAAAAAGAUGUUCUUUUUUCUUUAUUUUUCUCUACAUUAUAAUUGCCUUCAGACAAUUUGUGGUUUUAUGCUUCGAAAUUAUGAAAAAAUGAAAAUUUGUGAAUUGUGAACAUGCAAAUAAAGAGCUUGGGCCAAUAACAAUGUUAAACCAGAUAAAAAUCUUAGUCUUUCCGCAAUUUUAUGAAAUUUGAAUAGCCUCGGCAAAAAGUUAAAUCUUACAUUUUUUUUAGAUAUCACCUUAAAAAACAAACGUAAAUGUUGCAAAAUAAAAUAAUGGCAUUUACGUGAUUUAUAGCUCUACGUUUUAACUUUUUAUGAUACAUUCUUUUAUUUAUUCAUCAAAUUGGUAAUAUGUAAUUUAACAUAUUAUUGCCUCGAGCACUUUGGGUAUAUUAAACAUAAAUAAUAGUAAAAUGGAGUAAUAUUAUUAUAUUUAUUAUAAAAGAAAUAUAUACUUGUGACGCUUGCAGGAAAUUACAUAAUUAAUAAAUAAUUUAUGAAAUGUUUUUUAACAUAUAGGUAUAAUUCGUAACUGCAAUAGUGUAUCAUUGUCCAUAAAUAAUUAUUAGUACAUGUACUUUGUAAAAAUGUAUACUUUUUAGCGCUUUAAACAUAUUUAUGCAUACAUACACACAUGUAAAAUUCUUCUAUUUUUUUAUCAUGUCAUAUAAAAAUAUGAUUUUCUAAUUGGAAAAAUAAUUAUUUUUUAUGGCUAUUGGAUGAAUUCCAAUAAAUAUAUACAUUAUAAUGAAUAUUAGUCAAAAAAUAGCAUGUUUGCGUCGAUCUAAAAUUCAGUGCUUUAAAGCACUAAGUUGCGAAAGAGACGUAUUCUCUGAUAAGAUACAAAAUUGUUAUCGUAAAUGAAAAAUCAUGUUAUACUAUUAUGAAAAUCUGAGAAUUUUAUUCAAAUAAACUCAUAUUAAUUUAACGAUGCAUGUCGUAUAUAUGUUUUUGUAUAAAAUCAUAAAUCAAGUUUCACAGGGGCAGUUCGAGCGAGUUCAGAUAAAAAUAUAACAGUGUAAGGUAAGGUAAUAUAAAAGCGAGUCGUGUGAAUUUAGAAGAUUUAUUUAUACGAAAUGCGUUUAUCUUUACACAAAUUUUUACACAAUGCUUAGGUGAUUAAAAUGAUGUAUGUAACUCGAGUACAGAGAUCUAAUAUGUUAAGCGCUACAUCUCAACUUUACUGUGAGAGUAUCUUAUUCUAGUGCACACUUUUUGCAAAUACUAAUAAUGAUAAUGACAUUAUUAUGUAUAUUAGUAAUAGUGAUAAGAAGAUAAAUAGUGAACAGAAACGCAAUUUCCAAAUGUCGUAUAAUCGAAAUUACUUUGUGUGUACCUUAUAUUAAUUUUUAGCACAACUAUUGCAAAUUAAUUUCAUAAAUAUAUAACUAAAUUGAAGAGCUAUCAAAAACGUAGUUUCGUGGAAAGAAAAAAAAA